Messenger RNA from Rattus rattus (black rat), 2199 nucleotides. It is a transcript of the gene Rwdd2b, whose product is annotated as RWD domain containing 2B. Lineage: Eukaryota; Metazoa; Chordata; Mammalia; Rodentia; Muridae. Gene Ontology annotation, molecular function: protein binding. The coding region runs from base 172 to 1044 and encodes 290 amino acids. The transcript is spliced from 5 exons. The record is from RefSeq and is a predicted model, not a curated record.
CGCCGGCCGGCAAAGCGGAUAGUUGGCUUCCCGCAGGAAGGGUUCAAAGGUCGCGCCGUUCCCUGUCGUCUCUCUGGGGGUGAGACCUGAGCUGCGAGCGCGUCCAGACUCGGGGUAUCGGCAGUGUGGGAGCCCCAGCUCUCGCUCCUUAGGAACUUCAGAUGCCUCAGCAUGGUUGAGAUGGAGCAGGCAGAGGCCCAGCUCUCCGAGUUGGACCUCCUGGCCAGUAUGUUCCCUGGUGAGAAUGAGCUAAUAGUGAAUGACCAACUGGCCUUAGCAGAGCUCAAAGAUUGUAUUGAGAAGAGGACAAUGGAGGGGCGGUCAUCGCAAGUAUACUUUACGAUUAAUGUGAGCCUGGACUUCAGUGAGGCAGCGAUGGUGAUGUUUUCUUUGUCUUGCAUUCUUCCCUUUAAAUACCCUACAGUCCUGCCUGAAAUUACAGUGAGAUCAGUAUCGCUGAGUAGAUCCCAGCAGACUCAGCUGAACGCAGAUCUGACAGCAUACCUGCAGAAGCACUGUCUGGGAGAGGUCUGUAUCCUGAAUGCCACAGAGUGGGUUAGAGAGCAUGCCUCUGACUACGUCAACAGAGAUGCCUCACCCUGCCCGGCCAGGCAAAGCACAGUCCAGCCUGUGGAUCUCACCUUCACGAGGCUCUGGAUCUACAGCCAUCACAUCUACAACAAAUGCAAAAGGCGAAACAUCCUAGAGUGGGCCAGGGAACUGUCCCUGUCCGGGUUUAGCAUGCCUGGGAAACCUGGCGUUGUUUGUGUGGAAGGCCCACAAAGUGCUUGCGAAGAAUUCUGGUCAAGACUCAGAAAACUAAACUGGAAGAGGAUUUUAAUUCGCCAUCGAGAAGACAUUCCUUUUGACAGUACAACCGAGAAAAUGGAGGAACAGAGGAAAUUUUCCAUUUUUGAAGAAAAGGCCUUCAAUGUCCAUGGAGCCAGAGGGAACCACAUGGACUUUGGUCAGCUGUAUCAGUUCUUAAAUGCCAGGGGGUGUGGGGAUGUGUUCCAGAUGUUCUUUGGCGUGGAAGGGCAGUGACUGAGCAGAGGGGAAGUCAGACCUGUUGGCUCUCUGUUCCUCUGUGGACCAUUUCUUCCCUGAAAUUCAAUUUCAGUGCUGUUCUAGAAUGUUCUAGGGUUGAGAUCAUGAGAAGAAAAUUAAUAUAGCUGAAGUGUAUCAGUCAGGACAAGCCAUGCCUAGGGGGUAGAGAGAUGGCUCAGCGGUUAAGAGCCCUGGCUGCUCUUCCAGAGGUCAUGAGUUAGGUUCUCAGCAACCAUAUGUUAAUGGGAUCCAAUGCCCUCUUCUGGUGUGUCAGCAACAGCAUAAGUCAUAAGAAAACAAAACAAACAAACAUAAAACAUGGCAUGCCUGAGAGAAGAACUGAGUUUCAACUUGUAAACUUUAAAUUACCAACAGAGAAGGCUAGAGAAUUUAAUAACUCAGCGGUUAAGAGCAUAGACUGUAUCACCAAGGACCUAAGUUAAAUUUUCAGCACCCAUGGUAGGGAGCUCAUAACCUCCUGCGAGGGAGGAUUCAGUGUGUCUGAUGUACUCUGUCAUCAGAGUGCUUGAACAUACACUCGUAAAUAUACUCAUAAAUAUACUCUAUCAGGUCCCCUGGAGUUACAGGAGUUGCCCAGUGUGGGUGCUGGGAACCUCUGCAAGAGCAAUGCACCCUUUUAACCACUGGGCCAUCUGUACCAUUUGGUGGAAAUUUCUUGACGUGAGCUGGAUAUGAUGUCACAUGCUUGUAAUCCCAGCAUUUGGGAAGUAGAGGCAAGAGGAUUGGAAGUUCAAGGCCAGCUGGACUAUAUCAUUCUCUGUCCCAAAAAACAAAAGUUAUUCAUGCAGAAACUUUUGGAAGACAGAUUGUAUGUAACAGUAAUUUUGGUGGUUCAACUUGCUAUGCAUUUCCAACACUCUUCUGCCUUUACUGAGGAACCUGGAAAAACUGUCUGCUCACCCCCCUGGCCUCUGUUGCAGCUACAGUUGGCUGUGGGUUCCUGUGUAGGAUUUCCGGGGAUGAAUUUGGUUCUCUUUCUGCCAAGGACACUGAAGUGAUGUCAGGAGAAAGGACUGAUGGACCAAGAUAUCUCAGAGAGGCCACUGUACAAGAUACCUUGUCAUGUGUGGACCCAAUGUUAAUCCUUGCCUAUCUCCAGACCUUUGAAAUAAAGUGAAAUUUUAAAUUCUC